Plasmodium inui San Antonio 1 is the source of this 213-nucleotide messenger RNA. RefSeq lists its product as hypothetical. The coding region runs from base 1 to 213 and encodes 70 amino acids. NCBI's taxonomy places the organism in Eukaryota, Apicomplexa, Aconoidasida, Haemosporida, Plasmodiidae. The transcript is spliced from 2 exons. The record is from RefSeq and is a predicted model, not a curated record.
AUGAAUUAUAGUCAACUAAGAAAAGAAAAUAUCACAUUCCUGAUUUUGAAGUGUCAGAUUAGUUCAUCAGUCAUAGAAAUAAGAAGUGUUAACCUGAUUAAUUAUGAUGCCCCUAUGGCGUCAUACAGGAGGAGGAUACGAGAAGAUGGAACCAAAGAAGCUCAGAAUAGUAGCAAUGCUACAAAUUUUUACGGGGAAAGAAAAAGUAGUUAG